AUGAAGCCUCACAGUGUGAUACGAGUAGUAUCAAGACCGACAGCUCUCAUGAAGCCUUGUCACCGACCCAAAUUUCGCCAAACAGCAGCCCUGAACUCUCGAAGAUUUAGCGCCACCCCCCAGCGUCCAUUCCUCGAUGAAUGCUUAGUGCAGACUCAUACACUUCUCAACGGGAUUCAUGACACGACCGGACUUCCCUGGGCAGCAACAAUACCACUGGUUGCCGUCCUUGUCAGAAUGGUCAUCCUGCAACCCUUAUACACAUACUCCAACCGGAUCUACUGGAAACGGUGCGCACUGUACCCUCACUUAGCCGAGGCCACAAUCGCCACGGAGAAGGCGAUCAGGCAUAAGCACGGAGAUAAAAGCGCGCUUGAACGGAAACGGAUCCACGACGGAGCCAUGGAUCUCGUAUGGAGACAAUGGCUCAAGCGAAACCGAGCACAAUCUUGGAGAUCCUAUCUCGCGCUCGUCAAAGUCCCUAUAUGGUUCACGAUGAUGGAGACGAUCCGACGGAUGACGGGGACGGAGGAGGGAAUGCUGAGCUUGGCCGCCAAGUCUCUGAUAGCGCUCAAAGGGCAGCAGAACCCCGGCGCAGGCACAGUGGACGAAUCGGUACCCAUGGAACCAUCCCUAGCCACCGAGGGGAUGUUAUGGUUCCCCGACCUCACCAUGCCCGAUCCUUUGCUCAUCUUGCCCCUCGCCCUAUCCGCCAUCGUGUUCGCAACGAUCUCGUCUCGCAACGACACCUUCGGUCUCCUCGCAAUGCCGGGCUCGUCGCCCGAAACCGCCAGGAAGGCCCGCGCUUGGAAUCUACGGAAACACACAACCUUGAAGAUCGGAGCCCUCGCGCUCGCGCCCGCCACGCUCCUGUUCCCCAGCGCCAUGCUCCUCUACUGGAUCUCCGGCGGCCUGGCCGCCAUCGUCGCGGCUUCUCUCCCCCGGAUCCGAUCCUUCCGCGCGACACGGUCGCCCGGCAAGAAGGGCGAGCGUGGCGCGGACGACGCGCCCGCAGAGGCCGAGCCGAAGGUGCGGGGCUAUCGCUGUCCGACGAUGAAGGAGCUGAGGAGUCCGACGACGAGGAAGAAGGAAAAGUGA
Letharia columbiana is the source of this 1098-nucleotide messenger RNA. RefSeq lists its product as uncharacterized. The coding region runs from base 1 to 1098 and encodes 365 amino acids. The transcript has a single exon. Lineage: Eukaryota; Fungi; Ascomycota; Lecanoromycetes; Lecanorales; Parmeliaceae. The record is from RefSeq and is a predicted model, not a curated record. Gene Ontology annotation, cellular component: mitochondrial inner membrane. Gene Ontology annotation, biological process: protein insertion into mitochondrial inner membrane from matrix; mitochondrial respiratory chain complex IV assembly. Gene Ontology annotation, molecular function: membrane insertase activity.